Messenger RNA from Microtus ochrogaster (prairie vole), 892 nucleotides. RefSeq names its product small integral membrane protein 30 (gene Smim30). The record is from RefSeq and is a predicted model, not a curated record. Lineage: Eukaryota; Metazoa; Chordata; Mammalia; Rodentia; Cricetidae.
CUUGCCCGCCAUUCCUGUAAUGGCUGCUUUCCGGUCAGGAGUGUCGCUGGUAACCUCUUAGCCUCGGCAGCCGGAGCUCCAAGGAGGGACUGUUUCACUUCGGAUAGAAUUUUAUAUACACCCUUGUUUGGGAAAGUUCAGCCCUCAAGAGCCCCACAUCAUGAAUUCAGUUUCAACACAAUUGAUCUUAGUGUUUACUUCACUGCUCUUGCUUCUGCCUGGUGUUGAGGCAGUAGAAGCUGGGGAUGCAAUUGCACUCUUAUUAGGCGUGGUUCUCAGCGUUACAGGCAUCUGUGCUUGCUUGGGGAUAUACGCAAGAAAGCGAAACGGACAGAUGUGACUUUGAAGGACUCUUCUGAAUUAGACUUCACCCUGACCACACUGAAAACCAUUGUGCUAUGGAGGCCAAACCUGAGGUUUGAUCUCUCCUGUUCCCAGCAAGAGGCUGCAGUUAAGAGCAUGGUUUCACAGUCUUGUUUCUCAUAAGAUGGGAGGAGAUGGGGUGGGGUGGGAGUGGGGGCUUUUACAAUGAAGAGUGCGUGUGCUAAUAACAUGGCCUAUACUUUGUAUUUGCUGCUUAGGAAGGCGGCCAAAGAGGGCUUCAAUUUGCAGAAGUAUUAUUUCAUACUAUCUAAAUUGUUAAAGCACAUGAAAUUGGAAGAAGGAAGUAUUUGCUCAGAAUCUAGUAAAUCAACAUUGUUGCUGUAUUAAUCACUGCCUCUUGAAUUCUGCGGGAAACUUUUUCUCCAUAUUUUUGUUGCUGUUCUGUCUUAUCUUCCUAUUUGAUAUUGAACUUAGAUAUUAAAUAGCCAAAAAUUGAAACUUUUAUUUCUGAAAAAAAAUUAACUAAAAUGUACUCAAGAUAUCUAAUACUAAAAUGGAGAAAAGAUUU